Aquila chrysaetos chrysaetos is the source of this 3222-nucleotide messenger RNA. RefSeq names its product endosulfine alpha (gene ENSA). The transcript has 3 exons. The record is from RefSeq and is a predicted model, not a curated record. The coding region runs from base 751 to 1158 and encodes 135 amino acids. NCBI's taxonomy places the organism in Eukaryota, Metazoa, Chordata, Aves, Accipitriformes, Accipitridae. Gene Ontology annotation, molecular function: protein phosphatase inhibitor activity. Gene Ontology annotation, cellular component: cytoplasm.
GGGCUGACGUCAAACAGCAGGGCUGGGCAGCGGUUCCAGGCGGCCCAAGCGGCUGCUGCGUCCCCGGGCGCGAGCCUGAGCCCCCCACGGGGCGGUCGGACCCCUCCAGGGCACAGGCAGAGCUGCUGCCCUCCCCUGCUGCGGCCACCUUCAGCCAGCCUGCUGUGGCCAGCGUGGCCUCGCUCGGACUUCACAGCAGGAGAAGCUUUUUCCACUUCCCUGGCAUUAGUUUAGCUCUGGGGGAGGGCAUGGGAAGGAGGCAGAUGUACUGCCUUUUAGGCACCGAGAGAAGGUGGUGGGCGCUUUCCCUUGGUGGAAGGACAUGGUGGGAGGCACUGUUGUGGGUGGCCACAUGAUCUGCUGGCAGGUGUUAAGGAUGCCGGCAUGGUGUUUGCUCUGCUGAGUGCCACAGAAGAAGCGGUGCCUACGAGAUGGGCGAGCAGUGGGGUGCAGUGGCGCACGCCAGACGGUGUGGGAGAGAUGCGGUGAUGGGAGCCAGUGGUGUUUGCAGCCAGGCAGGGAGGAAUGAGGCUUGGAGACGAAGAACUGAGGUGAUGGAAGGGCUGUGGGGGGCAAAGCUUCGGUUUCUGCUGCCAAAACCUGCCUCGACCUAUCUGAUGGGGUGCCUGGCUCUGUGGCAGGGCCAAGUGGUGUGCACUGGCCAUGGCUCUUAUUCCUGGGACCUGUCAUGGAGAUGGUUAAGAAGAGCCUGGCUCCUUCAGGCCGAGUGUGUGGGCAAAGCCCUGCAGCAUGCAGAAGCUGAAGAUCAUGACGAGACCUCGGCACCUUCCCCUGCCUUCGAUCCCUGGGGACCCCCAUGGACGGGGGUGUAAGGAGGAGCCUGCGCGGUUGGGGCUCCAGGACAUGCAAGAGAAGGAAACCGUCUCCCCUGAGAGAGCAGAAGAGGCAAAACUGAAGGCCAAAUACCCCAACCUAGGCCAGAAGCCUGGAGGCUCCGAUUUCCUCAUGAAGAGACUGCAGAAAGGGCAAAAAUACUUCGAUUCUGGUGACUACAACAUGGCCAAGGCAAAGAUGAAGAACAAGCAGUUGCCAAGUGCAGGGCCAGACAAGAACCUGGUGACAGGAGACCACAUCCCCACGCCACAGGACCUCCCACAGAGAAAAUCCUCGCUUGUAACCAGCAAGCUGGCAGGGUAGCCUGUGCUCACAGGCUGGGUUUUUUCCUAUUUCCUUUUUUUGUUUUGGCUAAAUGGAUUGAAAUUCACUGUACCAUAGGGAUGGGAGCACCAGAAUCCACAUAGUUAUUUGAGUAUUUACAGCAAACACACACUGAAACUGUGUUUCAGUGAGAGGCGAACAAGAGGUGUCAGUAGCCUGGGAUGCACAGGCAGAUUUGAUUGGGCCAUUCCUUUUAGCAAGUCAGUUUGCUGCCUUAAUUUUCAUGCUGUUUGAAACCAUCCUCGCUUGCAGAGCUACUGAAGCACUGCCUCCUUGCCUGGAGAGUCAAGCAGCCCCAGGAGAAGCAGGAAAGUGCUCAGAGGAGUUGCUUGUGGUUUGCUUGGCACCGGUAGGAGAGGAGAGCUCAGAGCUGUGGUGUGUGAAUGCUUUUCAGGUGUUGGGUGUCUGCAGGGGAAGAACUGGCUGGGCAAAAGGUGUGAUACAUGAUCUGGAAGUUUAAAUAGGUGUGCGUGUUAGAGCUUCUAAGUGAAGAAAUUAGCUGAUAUGCAAAAAAUUACAUGGCUGUGUUGCUGGGCUGAGCAGCCUGGGAUCUGUCCCCUGCUUGCACAAAGCAGCUGAGCUCGCAGGAGGGGACGAUGCAUCUGAUGGCUGCAGGAGAGGGGCCAGGCAGUGUUUGAAACAGUCCUUGUGGCUUGGAGCUGUGAUGGGGCAUUUGCUGUGUUGGGGGUAUAGCCCCACCACAGCUGCAUCCAAGUGUAGGGCACAGUGUGAGGCUCGCAGCUGCCCCAGAGAGUUUGUGGGCAGUUUCUGUCUCCCCGGUCAUUUCUGGCCAGUGUGGCUAGCUGCCUUGGCAAGGGUGAGAGAUGGUGCCUCUCCCGGCUGCCGGGUAGGCAGCAAAGGUGGUGAGCUGAAUCCCACCAGCAGCAGGGUGCUUGGGACACAGGAGAGUGUCCAAACAGGCAGGCAGACCCCUGUCUGGUUGCAUGCAGCCCCUGCCUGAUGCCCAGACUUUUGUGCUUGCAAAGCAGGGGCCAGCAGCAGCCCAUGAGACAGAUGUGAGCUGUUCGAGCUGAUCUCUGAAGGGAGAGAGGCAGGACUGGGAAUAACCGCCCCGGAAGGGAAAAAAGCACCGGAGACAGAGAACGCGGAGAUUAGGAAGAGAGGAGCAUAGAGGCAAACGUGUGUUGACAGCGCCAGGCACCCCAAGCUGGGGUUUCUUUUUUCUCUUUUUUUUUUCCUUCCUGCCUUUUCUUUGUUCCAGGCCUGAAAAAUAACACCCAAACAAAAAAACCCAAAACAAAAGGUUGGUGUGAUGGCUGCAGCCUGCAGAAUGAUGUGCAUGCUUUGUGUGUGUACUGUCUGCUCCUCAUGCAGUGGAGAUGAAGUGGACUCCCCUCCUGUGCAGUGGAAGGUCUCAGCAUGCCUGUGCUAGGGCAGUGCUAAACCUGCCCAGUUUAGGCCUAGUUUUGAAGGCAUGUGGGUAAAAGGAAGUCGAGUGGAUGUCUUUUUUUUUUUUUUUUUUUUAAUUAUUUUUUUUAUUUUUAGGGAUUCCCGUCAGGUGGGGAGAAACCAAGGCAGGGAGGCAACAGGCCAUGCUCUGCAUGGGCACAGCUUUCCUUAUGUGCAUUCUUGGCUGGCUGACUCGGGGUUUCCUGAGAACCUGUUUCAUUCAUCAUGCUUUCCUGCUGCUGGCCAGAGCGAGGAAUGUGGUGUUGCUUCCUGGGAGAGUGUUUGCCAAGGGUGUGCUCAAAUGCUUGCGUUUGCCUUCAGGUGGUUUGGAGCAAGCCAGCCGCAGCUGCACUCACCAAGGCACAGUGAGCAAGGGGCUGUGUUGCCAUCCCGGUGACCGCAGAGGACAGUUUUCUCUUUGUGGAGUGGGCAAGGAGUAUAGCAGGAUUGGGGGCUGCCCACUUGUAACCACAGGUCUGUGUUUCGGUCUCUGUCACCUUUCCAGACCCUGUGUGACCUGGCCGGGGUGGCGCUGGCAGUGGCUGUGCAACCUCCUUGGAUGUUCUGCUGUCUGUCCCAGCCAUGUUGUAAAUAGAUAUUAAUCAUAUAUAUAAAUAUAUAUAUAAUUUUUUA